Messenger RNA from Aureococcus anophagefferens, 474 nucleotides. RefSeq lists its product as hypothetical. The transcript has 4 exons. Gene Ontology annotation, molecular function: protein serine/threonine phosphatase activity. NCBI's taxonomy places the organism in Eukaryota, Pelagophyceae, Pelagomonadales, Pelagomonadaceae. The record is from RefSeq and is a predicted model, not a curated record. The coding region runs from base 1 to 474 and encodes 157 amino acids. Gene Ontology annotation, biological process: protein dephosphorylation.
AUGGACCGAUCCCUGUGCUUUUUGGCCCUCCGAGGGUUUGGUAUAGGAGGUCUUGUGGCAUCAAAAUCAUGGCGACAAAUGGGCUUGGCAAUGAGUAGAUCUUUUGGGGACUCGAUUGUUCACGGUCUGGGUGUAUCCUGCGAACCGGAAAUUACAGACCAUCGUAUAGAUGAAAGCGAUGCAUUCCUCAUUUGGUUGGAAUCCAUCUACAGUGCAACGGACGGCGUUUGGGAUGUCAUUGACAAUAACCAGGCUGCGCAGAUCGUGCAUUCUCAUCUGACUUCGCGGUACGCCCGUCCCUUAUCCCAACCCCAACACACAACCGAUUGUAGAUCGGGAGAAUGGGACCCAAGCGAAGCUGCGCACAUGCUCUGCAUGUCAGCUCGAAGGCGAUGGGAGAGCCUCUCACCCAUGAUUGACGACAUCACCGCCCUUGUUGUUGAUCUUCACAAGCUUACUGGUCGACUGCGGUGA